Messenger RNA from Physcomitrium patens, 2328 nucleotides. Its product is annotated as RAN GTPase-activating protein 2. Lineage: Eukaryota; Viridiplantae; Streptophyta; Bryopsida; Funariales; Funariaceae. Gene Ontology annotation, molecular function: GTPase activator activity; protein binding. The record is from RefSeq and is a predicted model, not a curated record.
UCUCUCCCCCUCUCUCUCAGCCGUGCCCCUGGAGGCCAGAGUAAUUGAGAGAGGUGUGGCGGGAGUGUUUUGCUGCUGGAAGCUCCGAAACCCUAGAUAUGGCGGACGGGGUGGACGAGAUGCCAUCGGCCAGGCCGCCUACCCUGCCUUCUCAGCAGGCGUUCAAGCUAUGGCCGCCGAGUCAGGGGACUCGAGAGGCCGUGCGCCAGAAGAUGGCACUCAAGCUAUCGUCGGCAUGUUUCGAGUCUCAGUCGUUCGCGAGGAUAGAGCUCGCUGAUGCACAGGAGCACGCCAGGUUGAUCGAGGAAGCUGCGUUCGGGGCGGCGCAAGAGGCUGAUCGAGUGGGUGACAAGGCCGGGAGUGCAGUGGUUAUGGUGUAUGCGAAGCAUGCAAGUAAGUUGAUGUUGGAGACGCUGCGGACGCAAGGACGGGACAGCGGUGAGCCUGUUACGCCGACGGCAGCAAGGGAGGUGGAGACAGAUGCUGUUGCUACAGAUAAUGGCGGCGCCCUCUCCUCCGAGAGUGAGGAGCAAGCAAUCGGUGACGCAGUGAAGGAAGUCAGGAGUAUUGAUAAAGAAGUACAGACAUUGUUUGAUGUUUCAGGAGGCACAAGGGCUUUUUUAACCAAGGAGCGUGCCGAAGAAUUACUGAAACCUCUAUUUGUUGAGAAUGAUAUUACACAGAUUUGUCUUAGCAACUGGAGUUUUGGACAUGAAUCUGCUGAAGUAGCCGCUCGCGCUCUGUCUGCUUUGAAAGACAGACUCGUGGACGUGAACCUGGCUGACAUCGUCGCUGGCCGGCAAGAAGCAGAGGCUUUGUCUGCCAUGAGUACUAUCUCAUCUGCUCUUGAAGGCAGUAAGCUGAAGUCCUUGAAUUUAUCAGACAACGCCUUGGGCGAGAAAGGCGUUAGAGCUUUUUCUGCUCUUUUGGGUUCACAAAAUUCAUUGGAAGCUCUCUCCUUCAUGAACAAUGGCAUAUCUGUGGAUGCUGCCCGAGCUAUCCGUGAGAUUCUACCUUCCUCUAAAGAGCUUCGCACUCUUCGAUUUCACAACAACAUGACUGGAGACGAGGGUGCAUUGGAGCUCGCCACCGAAGUGGUUGGAGGUGCUCCUCUUUUGGAACAUUUUCAGUUUUCUUCAAGCAGGGUAGGAAGUGAGGGCGGCGUAGCACUCAUGGAAGCAUUGCAAGCUGGUAAAUCCCUCAAAAUCAUCGACAUUCGGGACAAUAUGUACGGUCCUGAAGGUGGUGCUGCUCUGGCUCUGGCUUUGAGAUCGCAUACCAUGUUGAAGGAGGUAUAUCUGAGUGAUUUGGGUUUAGAAGACGAGGGCGCUCUAGCAGUCGUUAAGGCAUUGACAGAGGCCUCUUCUCAGGUCACAAUUCUUGAGCUUGGUGGCAAUGAAAUCACAGAGAAGGUGGCCCCUGCGUUGGCAACCUGUAUUAGAUCCAUGCGGCACCUAACAAGGUUAAAUCUGAUGGAGAAUGAGUUGAAGGACAGUGGAGUGGUAACGGUUUCUACCGCUAUUGGAGAAGGCCUCGAGAAUCUGCGUGAGCUAGACCUGAGCGUGAAUGAACUUAGUCGCAUUGGAGCUUUGGCAGCCGCUCAAGCAGUGGGAAACAAAAAACACUUCAAGCAUUUAAAUUUGAACGGCAACCAGAUCUCUGAGCAAGGUGUUGAAGCUGUGCAGGAAAUGCUUAGGAAGAGUGUGGCAGGUGUGGAUGUUUUGGGUCCUUUGGAUGAGAAUGAGCCAGAGGGAGAAGAGGACUAUGAAGAGGAUGGCAAAGAUGAUGAGCUAGACGUUGAAGGGUUUUCUGAUUUGAAUGUUGCCGACAAAACCGAUUGAAAAUUGUUGCACUUGCGAAGAAAUGGAGUACUUGCAGUGCUUCCAGCCGAAUUUGUGCGAGUGCACGAUGAAUCAAGGCUCCACAGGCAGUGAAUUGCUUUACCCUCAAUUUUGCAGGGUGUCAUAGGUUUCCAUAUACAAGUAGUCAGAGUUGAAGAAGAGUGAUAAUCGAAGUUCGUUUGUUUCAUGAAGUCCCACGUAGGGUACAUCAUUUUCCUUGUCGCGAACAAGUGAGAGCGAGAGGCUUCUUUGUCAGAGCAGGUAAAUUUUAGUUUGGUGUCUGGAUGUGAGCUUUCAGGGAUUUGUCUUCACCGGGAAGUUUUCUAUACAAGUCUGCUGUAGAAGUUUCGACCUCUUGUCAUAGAUGAGAAAAAUGACUUGUUUCAAUUUAUUUCACUUCACGUCAUUUCCCCUCGAAACACUACUUUGCUGUAUUUGUUCCGCAGUCCUGACGUUUAUUUUUUAUUUUUUACCUUCCUUCCCCUUG